Alternaria atra is the source of this 1212-nucleotide messenger RNA. RefSeq lists its product as uncharacterized. Lineage: Eukaryota; Fungi; Ascomycota; Dothideomycetes; Pleosporales; Pleosporaceae. The record is from RefSeq and is a predicted model, not a curated record. Bases 1 to 1212 code for a protein of 403 amino acids. Gene Ontology annotation, molecular function: O-methyltransferase activity. The transcript is spliced from 2 exons.
AUGGCGGCCGAUUCAGCUCCGAGCAAGGGUGCUCUCUCCCUCCUUGACAGCAUUGCGCAACUUAGCGACGGCUUCAAGAAUGGGAAUCCCGGCGCAAGAGAAGGAUUGUUGGACGCGUGCAGGAGCCUCAUCGCGGAAGUCAGCCAUCCAUCCGAGACCAUGCUGCAGUUGUUAUGGGCGCAGCCCGCGCAUCUGAGCACACUUUGGAUGGGCGUGGAAGUAAAGCUCUUUCAAGCUAUGCAAGAUGCCCCGGAGUCUGGAGCUACCGUUCAAGAGAUCGCGAAGAAGUGCGACAAGAACGUUGACCCGAUUAUCGUGGGGCGCAUGCUUCGCCAUCUCGCUGCCAUGGGCACUGUGCGGGAGACUGGGCCUAAUACAUUCGCGAACACGCCAACUUCUUCUGCAUUUGCCGAACAAUCGUACCAAGACUCCAUACUGUAUAUCGCCGAAAACUUUGCGCCGGCGCAUCAGUCCAUGAAGUCGUACUUUGAGCAACGUAAUUGGCAAUGUCCGGAUUCUGGUCUUGACGCUCCGUUCCAGCAUGCCUACAACUGCAAAGGCAGUCAUUACUUCGAGUACUUUCAGCAGAACCCCGAAGUGGGACGGCGCUUCGCUAGUAUGAUGGACUCGUGGAGUAAGGGACGGCUGCGGUGGUUCUCCAAGGAUUACUACCCUGUCGAAGAUCGAUUGAUUAGUGGCGCCGAGAAGGACGUGCCGUUCCUCGUCGACGUCGGUGGCGGCUCCGGACACGAUAUCGAAGGUCUGAGGCAGGCGUUCGAAGGCCAGCUACCAGGUACGCUGGUACUACAAGACAGGCCGGAGAUUGUUGAGCUUGCGAAACUUGGUUCCGGCGCUGAGGCAAUGGCACACGACUUUCUGACCGAGCAACCCGUGAAAGGUGCAAGGGCAUAUUAUCUGCAUUCAAUCAUCCAAGACUGGAAUGAUGAGGUGAACACUGAGAUUCUGAAGUCGAUCGUGCCGGCCAUGAAGAAGGGAUACUCUAAGGUCCUUGUCAACGAUUUUGUGGUUCCGAAUCAGGGCGCGCAUUGGGCGCAAACAUGUCUUGAUUGGGAGCUGAUGGCAAGUCUUGGAGCGCGACACCGAACAGAAGAGGAGCAUCGGAAGAUGUACGAAGGUGCAGGUUUGAAAAUGACAGGUGUCUGGCGGCAUCCGCAUAGUCUUGAUUCUCUAAUUGAGCUUGAGCUAGCAUAA